GCACCAGCUAAUCCGUCACGGCGUAUCCAUCCAAGAUUCGAAUCCAUUUCCGCUGGCUCCCCUGAUCCACCGAAUGCAUCCCCAUCUCCCGUGGUUCGGUGGGCGGAAGGACGAAGUCCAUCGAAAUCAUAGCUCAAAGAAUCGAAGGGAACGCACUUCCCACUGGUCAAACCCCACCCGCGGCUCGCGAGCCAUCCCAUUUCCUAUAAAUAUUUGGAGAAGGGACAGUAUUUUUUUUGUUUUAAUUUAUAGAUUCUAAUCUCAUUUCUUGGAUCCCAUUUUUUUGCACCAUUUUUCUCUUGCUUUCUUUUCACUAUUUUUACUUGGAUUUUGUUUAUUUUGUGUUGGGGGUUAGCUGUUGAGAGAGAGAGAGAGAGAGAGAGAGAGAAAGGGAGGAAAGGAUGGCGAACAUAGAUAUAGAGGGGAUAUUGAAGGAGCUGCCGAGCGAUGGGCGGGUGCCGAAGACGAAGAUCGUGUGCACGCUUGGACCGGCGUCGCGGUCGGUGCCGAUGCUGGAGAAGUUGCUGCGGGCGGGGAUGAACGUCGCCCGCUUCAACUUCUCCCACGGCAGCCACGAGUAUCACCAGGAGACUCUCAACAACCUCCGCACCGCCAUGCUGAACACCCAGAUCCUCUGCGCCGUCAUGCUUGACACCAAGGGACCUGAGAUUCGCACUGGUUUCUUGAAGGAUGGGAAGCCUAUUCGACUGAACGAGGGUCAGGAAAUCACAGUGACCACCGAUUACAGCAUCAAGGGUGAUGAGAACAUGAUUAGUAUGAGUUACAAGAAACUCCCUCAUGACCUAGAGCCUGGAAGUACCAUCUUGUGUGCUGAUGGUACUAUAACCCUGACUGUCCUCUCAUGCAACCCAGAUGGUGGGACCGUGAGAUGCCGCUGUGAAAACACUGCUCUUUUAGGUGAAAGAAAGAAUGUCAAUCUGCCUGGUGUUGUUGUGGAUCUUCCCACAUUGACGGAGAAGGAUAAGGAAGACAUCAUGGGAUGGGGUGUGCCAAACAAUAUUGAUAUGAUUGCUCUCUCAUUUGUGCGCAAGGGGUCUGAUCUUGUUAAUGUUCGGGAGUUUCUUGGGCCUCAUGCAAAGAAUAUAAUACUGAUGUCAAAGGUUGAGAACCAGGAAGGCGUGAUGAACUUUGAUGAAAUCCUGAAGGAGACUAAUGCUUUCAUGGUUGCUCGAGGUGACCUUGGGAUGGAGAUUCCCAUUGAGAAGAUCUUUCUUGCUCAGAAGAUGAUGAUCUACAAAUGCAACCUUGUGGGCAAGCCUGUUGUCACCGCCACCCAGAUGCUUGAAUCGAUGAUCAAGGCCCCGCGCCCAACUCGUGCUGAGGCCACUGACGUUGCCAAUGCUGUUCUUGAUGGCACCGACUGCGUCAUGCUUAGCGGUGAGAGCGCUGCUGGAGCUUAUCCUGAGCUGGCAGUGAAGAUCAUGGCAAAGAUCUGUGUUGAGGCAGAGUCCUCCCUUGACUAUGGUGCCAUAUUCAAGGGGAGGAUACAGACUACUCCUCUGCCCAUGAGCCCAUUAGAGAGCCUUGCGUCAUCGGCUGUUCGUACCGCGAACAAGGCGAAGGCAUCGUUGAUUGUGGUCUUGACUCGUGGAGGGACUACUGCAAAGCUGGUGGCCAAGUAUCGUCCGGCAGUCCCGAUCAUGUCAGUGAUAGUCCCAAGUUUGACAACAGAUUCAUUUGAUUGGACGGUCAGCAAUGAAGCACCUGCGAGGCAAAGCCUCAUCUACAGGGGGCUGGUACCUCUGCUGGCUGAGGGUUCGGCCAAGGCAACAGACUCGGAGUCGACGGAGGUCAUCUUGGAGGCUGCACUCAAUGCAGCAGUGCAGAGGCAGCUGUGCAAACCAGGGGAUGCCGUCGUUGCACUGCACCGCAUCGGAGCUGCUUCGGUCAUAAAGAUCUGCAUUGUGAAGUCAUCCAACAAAUGAUCAAAUAAAUAAAUAAAAUUGAUGAGAGGUAUUCUGGGCUCACCCUGUUUCUCAAUAAACAGGUUUUCCUUGCUGCUUUGUUUGUAGGAUUCUCAACGUUGAAGGCAUUUUUUCUAGAAUGCAUUGGAUAUUAGUGGUUGAGCUCUUAAUUCUUAAUAAUGAGCCCUGCUUCUUUUGAAAUUGCUUGUAUCGGCAGCAACAUUAAAAGUUUCAUCUGCUUAAGUUGUAUCUGAGCUUGGAUUCAUGCCCAUCGGAAACUUGUGCUCUCGUACAAUGUCGCUGGGAUUCAAUAUUCAAAGUUGAAGCCAUGGAUCCCAAUAAUUGGUC
Elaeis guineensis (African oil palm) is the source of this 2273-nucleotide messenger RNA. RefSeq names its product pyruvate kinase, cytosolic isozyme. NCBI's taxonomy places the organism in Eukaryota, Viridiplantae, Streptophyta, Magnoliopsida, Arecales, Arecaceae. Gene Ontology annotation, biological process: glycolytic process. Gene Ontology annotation, molecular function: pyruvate kinase activity; magnesium ion binding; potassium ion binding. The record is from RefSeq and is a predicted model, not a curated record.